AUGGAAAGGACCGAUCGGAAAAAGCCCUGCUUCCAUGGCACGGCGGGUGACUGGUCCGAUCUCCCCUCGCCUCUGAUCGAGCUCAUCGCGUACAGACUCCCCCUCGACGACCUCAUCGAUUUCAGCGAAACAUGUUCUCAUUGGCGCAACGUCGUCGUCCGACUCCAAGGAGGUUUCCAGCGAAGGAUCAGCCUCCCGUGGCUGAUGAUUGCGAACCCGACACGUCCCAACUCACCCGGCUUCUUCAGCCUGCGGCGGCAGAGCUUCUACGAGUUCCCCUUGCGGGAAGUGCGGCGCAAGAGGUGCUUGUCUUCGCGGGGUUGGAUUAUGACGAUCGGGGGUAAUGGGAACGUCCGGCUGUUCAAUCCUCUAUCCCGCGGGCGCGCCCGUGUCAAACUUUCGGCCUUGAAGCCGGAUGGCUAUAUUAACGUGGACAUCGGUAAGUUUGCGCUUUCGGCGUGCCCCCUUUCAUCCGCCGAGUCCGACAUCAUGGUUCUCGGCGAUAUCGACCGGCGGCUGGCGCUGUGGAACUACCAAGACCGUGCGUGGACCAUGGUGAGCCCCCACAGGAUCUACAUGGACCUAAUUUACCAUAAAGGCAGAUUCCUAGCCGUGGACGCGACGGGAACGAUCAGAGCGUUCCCCGUGAAACUAGACGGACCGAAUCCCGCCACAGACGGCCGAGUCGUGGCGUGGAGGCCGCCCGGGUUGGUCAAAUUGGAGCACUUGAAAAAGCAUUAUCUCGUGGAGUGCUGGGGAUCGCUGCUGGUGCUAUCCCAGGAAUGGCGACAAGGGUUCGUGACCUCCGGUUUUCAAGCCUUCUUGCUCGACCUGGAAGCAAGCACUUGGACCAAGAUCAACAGCUUGGGCGAUAGAUCUCUGUUUCUGGGUCUCAACUCGUCUUUCUCCAUGGAGGUCAUCGAUCGACAUGGCGGCAUCGAGCCCAACUGCAUAUACUUCACGGACGAUUGUACAUACAAUGGCACCGGAGGUAAAGACAUGGGCAUCUAUCACAUGGCUGACGGCCGAAUUGACCCGCUCCUGUUCGACGCCAUGCCGCACCGUCCCGAUUCCACACCUUUGUGGAUAGAACCCAAUGCGGGCUGA
Messenger RNA from Eucalyptus grandis, 1107 nucleotides. Its product is annotated as putative F-box protein At5g55150. Lineage: Eukaryota; Viridiplantae; Streptophyta; Magnoliopsida; Myrtales; Myrtaceae. Gene Ontology annotation, molecular function: protein binding. Bases 1 to 1107 code for a protein of 368 amino acids. The transcript has a single exon. The record is from RefSeq and is a predicted model, not a curated record.